Adineta steineri is the source of this 438-nucleotide messenger RNA. Lineage: Eukaryota; Metazoa; Rotifera; Eurotatoria; Adinetida; Adinetidae. The record is from the annotation of a GenBank genome assembly.
AUGAGUAGACUUUACUUUGGGGACAAUCAAGUAGCCGAUAAAGGUGUACAAUAUUUAGCGUCUACAGUUGCGAACUCCUCCUUAUUCGUAUUAGGUAUAUCAAAAAAUGGUAUUACAGACGAAGGUGUACAUUAUCUCAGCGAAAUGCUUAAAACAAAUCAUCGAUUGACUGUAUUGGGACUAGAAGAAAAUGAAAUAAGUAACUCUGGAGUCGAAAAAUUGACCAAUGCACUUAAGUAUAACUGUACACUUCAGCGAUUACUACUUGCUGAAAAUAAGACGAUAAACAACACAAGUGUCAGUUAUAUAACUGAUAUGAUACAUUACAAUCGAUCAUUGAAGAGACUUGAUUUACGUUCAUGUAAUCUGUCAAAUUCGGCUAAAGCUAAACUUCGAGAAGUAGUCCAAAUACGAAAAUAUUUUGAACUAUUCGUUUAA